CGUCGCUGGGCAACAGUUUUUGGCAACGAGGCUGCUGCGUUAAGUCGUUUUUCGAAAAAUCUGUGAAAAUUUUUCGCACGCCUGUCGCAAACCAACCAACUAACCAACCAAUAAAUAAUACCGCUGUAAAUAGCAUAACCAAGUGCGUGGAAAAUUAUGUGUGCGUGAGAAAAUUUUAUGACGCAUACUAUACCCGCAUAGGUGUAAUACCGCCAACGAGUUGUCUUUGGCAAAAAAAAGUGCGCAAAUAUUUUGCAAGUAAUAUAUAGUACGAAAUUUUGAAAAUUAUUCGGAAACAUCCAAUAAGCUGUUUGGCAACCCAAUCCGAGUUUAGUUUUUUGCGGUCUUCUGUGUUCUCAGACACGCCAAAAAAGUCAGUGAAGUGUUAAAGAAACAACAACACCAAUAAUAAUAAUAAUAAUAAUACUUGCGAAACUCUGUGCUACGCCUCAACAAAAGAACUUGGACAUUUCAGCGGACAUAACGAAUGAUUUGGAGCAGAAAGUAUAUCAACAAUAAGUCAGUGACGACGCGCAAAGGUUUUUGCAGUCAUAUAUUCUAUGAGCAAAACAAUCCUACAAGGAAUAAUGCUUAAGCCUCUAGUAGUGCACAUUGUAACAAUAUGCCUGCUAUUAUCGAUUGUUAACUCCGGUGUGCCAAUUGGAACUGGUGGACCAUCGCUUAUUUUUGAAAACAAAGAUGCGCUGCUGACGUGUGUUGUAUCAGAGAAUGCGGCCAAUAAUACAGUAAUAUGGAAGAAGGGUGACGAAAUACUCACGGCGGGCACCGUGCGUGUCACGAAGGAUCAUCGCAUAAGAGUUCUACACGAUGACAAUCCCAAGUCUCCCAAUUUGGAAACGGGUGGUGAAGUGUGGGUGCUUUUAAUAAAGACGCUAAAGACAAGUGAUUCGGGUGCCUAUAUAUGCGAACUGAACUCUGAACCAGUACUGCGAAGCAUACAUAUACUGACAGUGAAGGAACUGCAGCCGGCAUCUGGUGCGCCAACCAACAAUACAGACGCUGUGGCCUCCGAAUCGAGCGAUGUGUUCCUCAUACCACCUCCGCUCGAUGCUCAGGAUAAUCGUAGUUUCUGGCGUCCCAGCCAGGUAUUGCCACAAUUGACGCACGACUUCACCGAGUGCUGUGAGCGGGCGAAUGUUUCCGCCCAGUGCAUGGGCUUCUGCAAUGUGCACAACAUACUCGACGGCACGACGGGCAUAGACCCGGAGGCCUGUGAGCGGGACUUUCCCAGCAUUGUGCGCUGUAUGGCCGACGGCCGAAAUCAUGUGCCGUGCUGUGUGGAGAAGCAGAUUCCCGAUUUGUGUCAGGACAUGUGUCGCGGCGAGUACACACCGUUCACGGACAAGCUGAAGACACGCGUCUCUUGCGUGCAGCACACACUGAGCGGCCUACAGUGCAUAUUGAAGGGCGUUCAAUUAAUACCGAGCACUCCCACAGCCGUGAGUGCCGAUGGCGUGAGCGAGACGAGUGCACGCAUCAGCUGGGCACCGCCAGAGAAGCUAGCCGAUCGCCUCAUGCACUACACCGUCAAUCUGACCAUGCUGCACAAGUUCGAUGAGGAUGAGGUUACCGGCGAGGUGGUCCACAAGGCCACUGACCCGGCAGAACAAGUCACACUCCACAAUGUGCAGGCGAACCAAACUUAUUUGCCGCUCGACGGACUGAGUCCGUUGACCAUGUAUGCUGUUGUAGUGACCGCAGUUAAUGAAUACGGCUCGAGCUUGCCCAGCGAGCGCCUACGCUUCUUCACCCACAUCAGCGCUUCGGCCGCCGAGGCCGAGGCGGGCAAUACCGACAAACAGCAGAUGCCCAGUCUGCCCGAUAUACGCAGCUGCUGCGAGGCGAACGGCAUGACGCAUCGCAUGUGCCUGGACAAAAUGUGCGAUCCGCAGAAGACCGAUCUGGCCACACUGCCCGACUUUAUGGUCUGCGCGCCCUGGUCCAACAUUACGUUCACUUGCCUAGCCAACGAGAUCGAUCAUACGCCCUGUUGUCGCGCACGCGGCAUUCCCGCUGCCUGCUUUCCCCUGUGCGCCGGCAAGCUAACCACCCUGGACUUCAGUCUAUUCAAAUGCCUGCGUUUCAUGUCUGAGUAUAGCAGCUGCUUGUUCCAGGGCUAUGGGGUGCUGGCCGAUCCGCCUUCGAAGUUGCGGACGGUGGCCAAAACGGAUAAUUUUGUAAUUUUAGAUUGGAAUAAGCCGAAGCGUCUGGCCGAUACAGUCAGCACAUAUCAUGUCAAGUUUCGACGUCUCGGCGUUGGUGAUGACUAUCUGACUGUGCAGAAGCGCCUGCCGCCACUCAUACUCGAGGGCCUCGAGCCGGAUGUCUACUACGAGUUCUAUGUGGUCUCAAUUAAUGCCUACGGCAAGAGCGAGCCUUCGCCACGUCUGAUUACACGCACCCAGCCCGCAGAGCCGGCCAAAGACACGACGGCCAAAUACAACAUGACAACGUGUUGCCAGGCAUCUGGACUCCUGCCCCAAUGUGCGCCCCUCUGCUCCUACAAUAUACGCCUGUCGGACAUCGAGCGUCUCGGACCGGCAUGCCGUGCACAAAUGCCCAUUUUGGCGCGUUGCGCCGCCGGUGGACGCGAUCAUACACCCUGCUGCAGUCGACGGGGCGUUAUCAAUGCCUGCAUGCCGCUCUGCCGUGGCGUCAUGCCGCCAACACUGACAACUAAAUCGCCAGCGGGGUCAACGGCUACGUCAUCGGCAGGAGCGGGCGCAGGCAUAUCGACAUCGGCUGCCACAUCAGCAGGAAAUGCGCCCGAUUGUUUGUCAUACGCGGGCAAUAUCCUGCAGUGCUUUGAGGAAGGCACACAGAACAUACCCGGCCCACCUGAAGAUGUGCACACCACAAUGGUUGGCCAAACAAGCAUCAGUCUCGCCUGGACGCCGCCCGAUGUGGGCGACAACAACAAUAACAGCAGCGGCACGCCAGCUGACGCGAUAACGGGCGAUGAGUUGGCUGCCGCUGCAGCAGCUGGCAACCCAAACCCAAACAUGAACAGCGAACUUGCAACGUCAGCGGCGCCAGCCGCACAGCAGUCGUCGUCCGAGUCCGGCGCCACAAGUGUGGCAGAUGAUAUUGAUUUUAUUGUACAAUACGGCAAAGUCAAUAACAUGACCAUGUACGAGACAGUUGCCAAAUUGGAAAAUGAAUUGACCACCAAUGAGACCAGCGUGGAUUUGACAAAUUUGGAAACGAAUGCCUUAUACCGCAUUAUGGUCGUGACGCGUGGAAAAUUUGGCACAUCGCUACCAUCGUCCAUGCUGCUGAUAAAUACGACAUCGACGAAUGCCAGUGGCGAAAAAGAGAACGGCUCACAACAGCCGCCGAUGAAUGCCACCUGGGGUGCACCCUCGCCUCCCCAUUCAUUGGCAGUGGUGGCUCACAGCGCCACAUGGAUGCAAUUGACUUGGCAGCCACCGGAAUAUUCGCAUCCACAUGAGCGCAUAACCUACAGAGUCUAUCACAAAGCCAUGAAAUCGCAGCAAUUCAAUAAGAUUGAAACGAAGCUCGCUUGGCUGCGCAUGAACAACUUAAAGCCCAGUUCACAGCAUGUCCUCUAUGUGGAGGCGGUGGGCGAGCGGGCGACCUCGUUGCCAUCUGAAACACUGGUGGCCUGGACAGAUCCCGCAUUGCCAGCUUUCGUAGACCCCCCGACCGUGCAUCCCGCUGACAAUAUACCCGAGGGCGGCUCGAUGACAAUUCUGUGUCUGGCACUCGGCAAUCCAGCGCCCACCAUAUCGCUUUAUGUGGGUGGCCACCUGGUGCGCCAGGACACGUCCAGGCACAUGGUGACGGUCAUACACAAUGUGUCGGCGGAUAUGGAACAUGUCUCCUGCUAUGCGGACAAUGGCUAUGGAGUGCCCAUGCAGGCCACCAGGCGCGUCAAUAUCUGCUAUUCGCCCAAGAUACAAGCAGCCGGCAUUACCGUGGCCUCCGUGGGCGAUGAAGUCGAGUUGCGCUGCACAGUGGACUCCAAACCGGCGCCCAAGACCAUAUUCUGGCGGGAUCAUGACGGACGCGUUCCCGUCAUCCAGGGCGGGAAUUACGACAUAUCGGUGCGUGUCAACGUCUCCCGGCCAACAAUCUACACCAUGUCGCUGCGCAUCAGCAAACUGCAGGCGAACGAUGUCGGCGACUAUUUCUGUCAUGCCGAGAAUCCUUUCGGUUCCUCCACCACGCCUGUCUCUGUGCGUAUCCGCAAUACGCCGGCCCUCAAUCGUAAUGUAUCCGAAUGCUGUGCCGCUCAAAAUGUGUCGCUGCCCUGCCGCAGUGCCUGCAGCUAUUAUGUGGAUUUCGAUGCCAUUGCCGACAAGCCCGAGUGCAUUGUGGACUUUGACAAGCUAAUGAAGUGCGCGGCCGAUGGCUCCGAUCAUCGUUCCUGCUGUGCGGACGAGAAUGUGCCGCGCAAGUGCCUCAACUGGUGUCGUGGCGAGUCUGUGCGCUCCAAGGAGAUCUGCAGCCUGCAAUACGCACGCACCAUUGUGGGCUGCUUCGAGAAGAAUCGGGAUCGCUUGCCCGGCCCACCCGAGAAUAUAGUCGUCAGUGUUAUAUCCGACAGUGAGGUGAAAAUCAAAUGGGAUGCGCCAACAAAGAAUCCAAAUGCCGUUGACGGCUAUAGAAUAUUUUACCAUGAGGCCGCCGUGUUGCCGCCACCAUCGUCCUCCUCCGUCACAUCUUCGCCGUCGUCGAAUCCAAGCGAAUCAUCAAUGGAGCUCAACCAGCAAUCGGGCGCAGGAGCGAGCUUGGGCAUGGGCAUGGGCAUGGGCAUGAGCGUGGAUGCCAUGAAUAAUGCAACAAGUAUGAACAGCAACAACAAUAACGUUGUGGCUGGUGCUUUAGAGAUACGCCGCAUCGAUGUAAAGGACACAACAAUAAGCAUUAAUGGGCUCAAGAAGGAUGUGCUCUAUGAGCUGGUGGUGAAGGCUGGCAAUACAUACGGUGCCAGUGUCCUCAGCGAGCCGAUUAGAUUCACGCUCGGCGACCACCAUGUGACCUCGGCGAGCAGCAGUUACUCGAGUGCUGUGGGCACCAUCAGCGGCAUUGUGGCCAGCAUUCUGGCCAUAUUGCUGGCUGCGGCCGCCAUUGUGUUCUAUCGGCGGCAGCGUGCCAAUCACGGCAAGGCGGGCAACGCCAACGUCGCAUUCGAGAAUCCCACCUACACACGUGGGCUCGAACAGGUUCAGCUACCCACUGUGACAUCCGCCAUCACAACACAGAAUGGCGGCAGUGGUGGCGGCUUUGGUGGUGGCGGCGGCAUCACACACAGCGGCAGCAGUGGCACCCAUAAUGGUAUUGCCGCCACAAUGACAACAUCGACAACAACAACAGCGCCAACGGCGGCGGCAACAACACAGGGAGCGUCAAUGGCAACGGGAACGGCGGCGGCCCUAACGGGGACCACGGCCAAUGGCGGCAGUAGACAGCAUCCGCAUCAUCAGAAGCAGCGCAAUGGCGGCCAUCGUGGUGCCACAGAUGCGGCGCAUCAUUUUCACAACCCACUCAGCAACACGCAGUGCAAUGAAGUAAAUCCCACAAUUUAUGAAGAGCUCAAACUUGGCCAAGAAGGUGCUGGAUUUAAGAAACUUGUGCCAUAAAUGACAAACGCGCACAACACACAAGAAAAAAAAAUAAUAAUAAUAACAGCAACACCAACACCAACAACAAUAAUAAACGCAACAGCAACAAACAGACACACCAAGCUCCAAUAUACCUAGAGAGCUUCUAUACAUAGAUACACACACACACACAAGCACAUGCAUAUGUGUAUACAUACGAUACGCUAAAUGUAGACAUAGGCCGUGUAAACAGCGCCUAGCGCAAACGCACACACACACAACACUAACAACAAGAAGAAACCCACACUUAGACACACACAUACACAUAUGUACACAUAGAUACUGGCACACAGUGACAUCUUUACAGUAUGCAUUGAGAGAAAAAUUUGGGUAAUUUUGCUUAGUAAAGUGUUUGCAAAAUAAAUGAACAAAAACAAAUACAAGUACGAGUACACAAAACGUGAAUAAUAUUUGGGUAGCGUAACGUAAUAAAUUUUUAGUAUGUAACUGUGAUUGAAAACGAUGUAAAAUAAAUUUAAUUGGUAAUGAAAAUGUAAAAACAAAUGAUGAAGGAUUGAAUACCAAUGAAUAGUAAAAGUA
Messenger RNA from Scaptodrosophila lebanonensis, 6188 nucleotides. RefSeq names its product Ig-like and fibronectin type-III domain-containing protein 1. The record is from RefSeq and is a predicted model, not a curated record. Gene Ontology annotation, molecular function: protein binding. NCBI's taxonomy places the organism in Eukaryota, Metazoa, Arthropoda, Insecta, Diptera, Drosophilidae. The transcript is spliced from 18 exons. The coding region runs from base 561 to 5627 and encodes 1688 amino acids.